Molecule: messenger RNA, 1424 nt
Organism: Sorghum bicolor (sorghum)
Lineage: Eukaryota; Viridiplantae; Streptophyta; Magnoliopsida; Poales; Poaceae
Exons: 4
Coding region: 310-1074 (254 amino acids)
Source: RefSeq, a predicted model, not a curated record
UCUGCGCCAAAAAAAAACAGCGGAGAACUGUUUGUCUAGAAAUCGUAGCAAAACAAGAGGAUGGAAUAUUCCAAAAAUCUCUCCAUUUCCUCAAAUCGACCAGACAGGAAAGAGGAGAAGCGUAGCCGAAGUCCAAUAUAGACUACGGCGGUCUCCAUUUUUCUUGUCCCCUCCCCUCUUCUUUUCCCCCACUCUCCCUCUCCUGUCCGUCCUCUAGCCUCCUAGCUCGUUCGCCCCCGCAAGCUCGCGACCUCGCCCAGCGGCCAAACCACGCUAGAGUUUGCCGUUGGAAGAGGGGAGGAGGACGAGAUGGCGAGGGAGGACGGGUUCCCGGUGUGGGAGGCGGCGCUGCUCGCCGCCGUGGCCGCCGUCUUCGCUGCGGGGCUGGCCGGCGUCUACGUCUCCAUGCCUCGCUCCGACUACAGCUUCCUCAAGCUGCCCCGCAACCUCCAGGAGCUCCAAGUCCUCACUGUCCAUCUGGAGGGCUACACCAGUGAUUACACCAUCCAGGUGCUGGUGGGAUACUGUGCCGUGUACAUCUUCAUGCAGACGUUCAUGAUCCCAGGGACCAUUUUCAUGUCCCUGCUUGCUGGGGCCCUCUUUGGGCAGCUCGGUGGUCUAGCCCUGGUGAUCUUUGCUGCCACUGCCGGUGCUUCUUCCUGUUAUUUCCUGUCCAAGCUGGUAGGGAAACCACUGGUCUUCUCGUUGUGGCCAGACAAGCUCAUGUUCUUCCAAAAGCAGGUUGCAAAAAGAAGAGAGAAGCUGCUGAAUUACAUGCUUUUCCUGAGAGUCACCCCGACACUGCCCAAUACUUUCAUCAAUUUUUCUUCACCUAUAGUGGGUGUGCCAUACCAUACUUUCUUCUUGGCGACAGCCAUUGGCCUCAUCCCAGCAGCCUAUGUGACUGUCAGGGCUGGAAUUGCUUUGAGCGACCUGAGAUCGUUGAAUGACCUGUACGAUCCACAGUCGAUAGCAGUGCUGUUCCUGAUCGGGCUUGUUUCGGUGAUGCCGACAUUGCUGGGCAAGAACGAGACGCCAAGCAGAGCACCAGACAUGGCAGCUAGCACCAACUGAUCACUUACACGCCACCCCAGUUCUCCUCUCCUGUAUGUACAUACAAAAGUCCAGCGUUUGGUGGUGGCUCCGAGACUGUGGAUCAAGUAGAACCUGUUGCCGACCACGAAAAUGGCGAGGGCCCCCAGUCUGUCUCCACUUUUGUGCUGAUUUCGUUGAAGGGACCGGAUAUCUCUCAUGAGCACCUGUCAUCGUAAAUCUUGCUGGCAAAACGGGCUGGGAACAGACCUCUUUCUGUUGCUGUAUUUUAGCUUCACAUUGUUUAGAUGUAAGGUUUCACUGAUUGUAUGUAUCUUGCACACGUUAACCAGAUUCAAUCAAUAAAGCCGAUUCAGUGAUUCAUUCAUCAA